Molecule: messenger RNA, 3351 nt
Organism: Penicillium paradoxum
Lineage: Eukaryota; Fungi; Ascomycota; Eurotiomycetes; Eurotiales; Aspergillaceae
Product: DUF3591 domain-containing protein
Exons: 1
Coding region: 1-3351 (1116 amino acids)
Biological process (GO): RNA polymerase II preinitiation complex assembly; transcription by RNA polymerase II
Cellular component (GO): transcription factor TFIID complex
Molecular function (GO): histone acetyltransferase activity; TBP-class protein binding; RNA polymerase II general transcription initiation factor binding
Source: RefSeq, a predicted model, not a curated record
AUGCCUCACGCAACGCCGAAAGUCCCGGAGGUGGAGGAAGAUACCGAUUUCGACAAUGUGAUGCGACAACUGAACAGCUACGAAGAUAACGGCCCCUCUCUGGAUUUCCUGUCGCGUGAUUUGGAAGUUGGUGAAAAGGCCGACGAUGCGAUCGAUUACGAAGACUUUGACGAUGACGAACUUCCGGAAGAAGAGAUAAUAGGACGCCCGGCCACAAACCUGCCUGCGGUGGAAGACGGCCAGGAUCCGUUCGCGAACCUGGGGUCGGACGACGCCGCCCUUUUCGGGAAUGGUGAUGAUUUAUUCGGGGAUCAGGGUGAGGCGACUCAGGCUCAGGAUGACAAUCUCGAUGAUCUCUUUGGCGAAGGCUCUUUCUCGCCGCCUCAUGCUGGACAUGAGGAUGCUACCCGCGGUCUUUUUGAAGACGAGGAAAUGCCAUUAGCGGAUGCUCCAGUCGAACUACCGCCGCUUCCGCCAGCUCCGGAAUCUCAGCCAGAACCCGCCAUGAUGGAGGAAGAAGAUUUUCCCGAGGAUGACAGUAUCAUGUCUGAAGAUAUGAACCCAGUUGAACUCCGCGCUUGGAAACUUCAGCAACAGUUGUUCGCCAUGUCAGGCGUUGAAAACCCGCCUGCUCCGCCCGAGAAUCACGAAGAGCUAUUACAAUCCUUGUUCCCCACGUUCGACCGCAACACUCUUCCACGUUGGCUAGAGUUGAUCCCGCAUAAGAAAGCCAUCUUUCUCGGAAAACAGCCGGUCAAGCCGCCAAAGCCGGUCUUACCAACCAAAGUGAACAUUGAGCUGGCGGCUGAUCAUGAACGAACAUUCAGAACCGGUCAACCUCUCAAGCGUGGCCUCGAACAUGAAUCCCUUGGCCUCGUGAUGAUCACAGAGUCAUCCCGCGAGGAGGAGGAAGGGCAGACAGACGAGGACACAAAAGAAGACCAUGGCUUAGAUGAUAUCGACGGAGAUGAAGUGCUGCCGGGUGGCUUCACUAUGCAAGAUCUUCGCACGAUUUGUGUCGACUGGGAUAUCAAUGACGACGUCUCCAGUGUUGAUUCAGAAGACCGGCCUUUGGCACAACGCAAAGAUCCUAUUUUCGAUGAGGAAGAACCAGAUUGGCUCAUGGACACCGACACGCCGAACAAAAAACGGAAGACGGGUCCUACUCCGAUGGAUGUUAUUGCUCUGUCACACAUUGAUAUCCCGCUAUUGGAUGACCCGGAACAAGCAACGAUGAAGAUUGCGAAGAAAGUCACAAUUGACCUCAAUGAUCCGAACAUUCUCGUGGACGAAUUAAGAGCUGAUGCUGUUGCCCACAAGCCGAAGCAUGCCGCUCCUCGCACUCGAGAUGAAGUGGAUCUAAAUCUGACCCGCCGGCUCACUCAACGGUACAAUAUUUCGAACGAUCAGGCAUAUGACAUGCUCAAGCAGAAUCAUCAGAACAAGAUCCGCAGUACUCUUGGCAACGUGACGCUCGAGCACGCUCUUCCGGCUCUGCGGUUGCAGUGGCCCUACUAUAAAACUGAAUUGGCCAAGGCCGAAGCUAGAUCCUUCCACCGACCAGCUAUGGCAUUCCGGGCUGGCCAAACGUCUUGGUUUAAGAACCCUGUUCACGUAAGACGCAAGCACUUACGUGGAAAAGACGCGAAAACUGUUUAUGAAUCUACGCAAUCAUUGUCCAUGGGAGACAAUUCCAACGUUUUGCUAGUGGAAUAUUCCGAGGAGCAGCCCAUGACGCUUGCCAACUUUGGAAUGUGCAACCGUUUCAUCAACUAUUACCGCCGAAAGAACAUCGAUGAUCCUACUCGCCCAAGGGCAGACAUUGGAGAGACUGCUGUCCUAUUGCCUCAAGACAAGAGUCCGUACUCGAUUUUCGGCCAUGUUGACCCCGGCGAAAUCUCUCCUGCAAUCUCAAAUUCUAUGUAUCGAGCCCCACUAUUCCAACACCAAACAAGGUCAACAGACUUCCUUGUCGUCCGCAACACAACUGGAGCCAAUGGCAGCACCUAUUUCCUCCGCAAUAUUGAAAAUUUCUAUGUUGCCGGACAACAAUUCCCGUCUGUGGACAUUCCUGGUCCACAUUCACGCAAGGUGACCACGGUCGCCAAGAAUCGCAUGAAGAUGUUGGUGUAUCGUCUCUUGAAGAAGAGUCCUGAUGAGCGACUCGCGAUCAGCGAUGUCACUGCUCAUAUUCCAAAUACCACGGAUAUGCAGAAUCGGCAGAAAGUGAAGGAUUUCCUGCAACAUGACAAAGACACUAAAUAUUGGAAGCCACUGGAUCCAAAUCUCCCCGAUCAAGACACGAUUCGUUCAUGGGUCCAGCCUGAAGAUGUCUGUCUUUUAGAAUCCAUGCAAAUUGGACAACAACACCUCCACGACACUGGUUAUGGCAAUGAUGCCGAGACUGGUGGUGAAAAUGAGGAGGACGAAGAAUCUGAGAGCUUUGAGCAGCAGAUGGCUCCAUGGAAGGCAACCCGCAACUUUUUGUUGGCAUCUCAAGGCAAAGCUAUGUUGAAACUUCAUGGCGAAGGAGAUCCAACCGGCCGUGGUGAGGGCUACAACUUCAUCAAAACAAGUAUGAAAGGUGGCUUCAAGGCUAUUGGCGAAAGUGUUGAAGAUAAGCUGGACGCACAGCGACUCAAGGAGCUUGGGGGCCAUAGCUACAACGUUGCCCGUCAACAAAAGUCAUAUGAAACCUCCAUCCGCCGUAUCUGGGACGCACAAAAGAGCAGCUUGUCCUCCACUAUCGAGCACUCUGAUCAGGAAAGCGAUGUCGACCAUGAAGACGAAUAUCAGGAUCAAUUCAACAAACCAACACCUCGAUCCGAAGCACCCACACCUGGACCAUAUCGCCGUGAUGAUGAGACAACAAGUCAGUUCAGUAAAAUGAGUUUCAACAGCCAACGCGGCAAGGUGCUACGCAUCACCCGCCAAGUCAAGCUGGACAACGGUGAAAUCGUGGAGAGGGAACAACAUGUCUUUGAUCCCCGCGUUAUCAGACACUAUAUCCAACAUCGCCACCACAACGAAGCUAUGCACACCAAGCUGGAAUCUCUCCAGCCCACAGGCGACCCAGAAGUCGAUGCCCGCAACAAGAAGUUGAUUGAGGCCGAGCUCGGCCGUCUGAACCGUAACAAGGAGCGUCGUUUCGCCCGCGAGAAGCAAAAGGGUAUUCCUCGUUCCGGCGACCCCGAUGGCAGACCUGCUGGUACUCAGCGCAAGUGUGCGAACUGUGGACAGGUCGGACACAUCAAAACAAACAAGAAGCUUUGCCCUCUUCUCAAUGGCACGAUGAAGCCCGAGGAUCGUGUCACGGACUCGGCUUUCUCAAUGAGCGCGCCUGUUCUGUGA